UGCUGCGUCACUUCCACAGAGGCCUCCCUCCACUCUCCGCGCCCCGAGCUGUCAUCAUUUCACCGGGAGAGGCGAAGGGCAUCCUGGAUACCGGCCGAGAGGGGAGCCGCUGACAUCGUCUUUCGAGAGGACAAACGAACCUGUGGACAGUGGAUGCUUGAUUCCUCCCUCUCUGAUCUUGGACCGACCCUGCUGGACUAACUUUCAGUCAUCUUCUUUGUUCUGGGGUUGAGGACGUCCGGCCCGUCGGCCUGACCACCACCACCACCACCGUGUGUGUGUGAGAGACACUUUAAGGACUGCUGAUGCAUCGUUUAAGGACUUGUGCGGCGCGGUUGCGUCCGCUAACCGCCUCACAGGCGGCUCAGACUGUCGGCCAGCAACGGCCAAUCACAGCUGCCUCCACAGGCGGAACAAGGACGUUUCAGCCAAUCAGGUGCUACUCAGCUCCUGUGGCCUCAGAGCCGUUUCUGAAUGGGACGAGCUCCAACUAUGUGGAGGAGAUGUACUACGCCUGGCUGGAGGACCCUAAGAGUGUUCACAAGUCGUGGGAUGUAUUUUUCAGGAAUGCUAACGCCGGUGCUCCUCCCGGUGCAGCCUACCAGUCUCCUCUGGGUCUGUCUGCAUCUCCUCAGCUCUCCUCUCUGGUCGGAGCUCAGCCCAACGUGGAGAAGCUGGUGGAGGAUCACCUGGCUGUGCAGUCUCUCAUCAGGGCCUACCAGAUCCGAGGGCACCAUGUGGCCCAGUUGGACCCCCUCGGCAUCAUGGACGCUGAUCUGGACUCGUGUGUCCCCACUGACAUUAUCACCUCCUCCGACAAGCUGGGCUUCUACGGUCUGGACGAGUCCGACCUGGACAAGGUGUUCCGGCUGCCCACCACCACCUUCAUCGGUGGCUCCGAGAGCGCCCUGCCGCUGAAAGAGAUCAUACGCCGGUUGGAGAUGGCGUACUGUCAGCACAUCGGCGUGGAGUUCAUGUUCAUCAACGACCUGGAGCAGUGUCAGUGGAUCCGGCAGAAGUUCGAGACUCCCGGAGUGAUGCAGUUCACUCUGGAGGAGAAGAGGACUCUGCUGGCCCGCAUGGUCCGCUCCACCAGGUUUGAGGAGUUCCUGCAGAAGAAGUGGUCUGCAGAGAAGCGUUUUGGUCUGGAGGGCUGUGAGUCUCUGAUCCCGGCUCUGAAAACCAUCAUCGAUAAGUCUUCUCAGAACGGUGUGGAGAACGUCAUCAUGGGCAUGCCUCACAGGGGUCGUCUGAAUGUUUUGGCCAACGUGAUCCGUAAAGAGCUGGAGCAGAUCUUCUGUCAGUUUGACUCCAAACUGGAAAGUGCUGACGAGGGCUCCGGUGAUGUGAAGUACCAUCUGGGAAUGUACCAUCGUCGUAUCAACCGCGUGACGGACCGGAACAUCACCUUGUCUCUGGUGGCCAACCCGUCUCACCUGGAGGCCGUGGACCCCGUGGUGCAGGGCAAGACCAAGGCCGAGCAGUUCUACUGCGGAGACAACGACGGCAACCGGGUGAUGUCCAUCCUGCUCCACGGUGACGCAGCGUUUGCAGGUCAGGGCAUCGUGUAUGAGACCUUCCAUUUGUCUGACCUGCCGUCUUACACCACGCACGGCACCGUGCACAUCAUCGUCAACAACCAGAUCGGUUUCACCACAGACCCUCGUAUGGCUCGCUCGUCUCCCUACCCGACUGAUGUGGCCCGAGUCGUCAACGCUCCCAUUUUCCACGUCAACGCCGACGACCCCGAAGCUGUCAUCUACGUCUGCAAGGUGGCCGCCGAAUGGAGGGCCACGUUCCACAAAGACGUGGUGGUCGACCUGGUGUGUUACCGUCGCAUGGGGCACAACGAGAUGGACGAGCCCAUGUUCACUCAGCCGCUGAUGUACAAGCAGAUCAAGAAGCAGAAGCCGGUUCUGCAGAAAUACGCAGAGAAGCUGAUUGCAGAGGGAGCCGUCAGCAGGCAGGAGUACGAGGAGGAAAUCGCCAAGUAUGACAAGAUCUGUGAGGAGGCACACGCUCGCUCCAAGGAUGAGAAGAUCCUGCACAUCAAGCACUGGCUGGACUCCCCAUGGCCCGGUUUUUUCACCCUGGAUGGACAGCCAAAGUCCAUGAGCUGCCCCUCCACUGGUCUGACUGAGGAGUUCCUGAACCACAUCGGAACGGUGGCCUCGUCUGUGCCUGUGGAGGACUUCACCAUCCAUGGAGGUCUGAGUCGUAUCCUGAAGGGCCGAGCUGAGAUGGUCCGUAACCGCACCGUGGACUGGGCUCUGGGAGAGUACAUGGCCUUUGGAUCUCUGCUGAAAGAAGGAAUCCACAUCAGACUGUCGGGACAGGACGUGGAGAGAGGAACGUUCAGCCACCGUCAUCACGUCCUCCACGAUCAGAACGUCGAUAAGAGGAUCUGCAUCCCCAUGAACCACAUCGCUCCAGACCAGGCGCCCUACACCGUCUGCAACAGCUCUCUGUCCGAGUACGGAGUCCUCGGCUUCGAGCUGGGCUUCGCGAUGGCGAGUCCGAACGCUCUGAUCCUGUGGGAGGCUCAGUUCGGAGACUUCCACAACACGGCUCAGUGCAUCAUCGACCAGUUCAUCUGCCCGGGUCAGGCCAAGUGGGUCCGACAGAACGGCAUCGUGCUGCUGCUGCCACACGGCAUGGAGGGCAUGGGUCCAGAACAUUCUUCAGCUCGUCCAGAGAGAUUCCUCCAGAUGUGCAACGAUGACCCCGACGUGAUGCCGACCCUAACCGAUGACGUGGCUGUGCGUCAGCUCUACGACUGUAACUGGAUCGUGGUGAACUGUGCUUCACCUGGAAACUACUUCCACGUCCUCAGACGACAGAUCCUCCUGCCGUUCAGGAAGCCUCUGAUCGUCUUCACUCCCAAAUCUCUGCUGCGUCACCCAGAGGCCCGAUCCAGCUUUGAUGAGAUGCUCCCUGGAACUCACUUCCAGAGGGUGAUCCCAGAAGGAGGCUCGGCCGGGGAGAAUCCCGAGGGCGUGAAGAGGCUGAUCUUCUGCACGGGGAAGGUUUACUACGAGCUGACCAAAGAGAGGAAGAGCAGAGGGAUGGAGGACACCGUGGCCAUCGCACGCAUGGAGCAGCUGUCCCCGUUCCCGUUCGACCAGGUGAAGGCGGAGUCUGAGCGUUUCCCCAACGCCGACCUGGUCUGGUGCCAGGAGGAGCACAAGAACCAGGGCUACUACGACUACGUGAAGCCUCGCAUGAGGACCACCAUCCAGAGAGCCAAGCCUGUGUGGUAUGCUGGAAGGGGGCCGGCGGCAGCUCCAGCCACAGGAAACAAAAACACACACCUGAUGGAGCUCCGGCGCUUCCUGGACACCGCUUAUGACCUGGACGCGUUCAAAGAUCAGCAGUAGAGCGGUGACCUCUGACCCCACCCCCCGACCUGCAACAUCUGGAUCAAACCCUCACCUGUCUGACCUUUUGACCUACACACAACCCCUUCUGUGACACAAACUCCAUCAUCUCACACACACACACACACACACACACACACACACACACACACACACACACACACACACACACACACACACACACACACACACGCUUCAUUCAGGAGUCUGGAGACAUGCAGACACACAGUACAACAUGAUCUGAUACUGCACAGCGCUGCGUUCUGCACACUUCGCCGUGUGUUCCAACUUCAAACUGACUUCACUCAGUGUGUUUUCAUCUCAACAUCUUUCAGACGAAAUAAACAAAAACACUCGUUCAUGUUUUAAACUCUGUAAUCAGACGUUCUUCUUAUCUGUCAUCUACAAAGUAAAGCUCUGACACUGAAGAUAAUCCUGAAACAAUCUGCUCAGUUUGAUUAUUGACCGUUAAUUCAUGACUUUUAAUCCGUGAGAGACUCUGAACGAGCCUCACAAGCUUUUUAAAGGUCAGAAAACUUAAAGGAAACAUGCUCCGAUGUCUGGAUUUGUUCGACCAGCUUUUCAAAACCAAAAGAAAUUUGUAAUGUUUUCUUUGCAGCGUUUAAUCUGACUGUUUUUAAACUUUAAUGUGGCUUAAUCAUGCUGGAAAAUAAGUGUACAGAGGGCUGAACACAUUUAAAUUCCAACUAAACGACCAGUCUGAAGGAAAGAAAACGGCAAAACUGAGCACAACUUAUUAAACACUGAUCACAGAACCACCAGUCUUCAGGUUAACGUCCUCAUGCCUGUGCUGGUUCCUCAUCGCUCUGGUGGAGCACAUACAACUCUAUCUCCAUUUAAGAGACUGUAUCUGACACCUGUGCUCGUUUACAUCCGGGUAGUAGAGCGUUACAGCGUUAAAACUAGAGCAGACAGGUGACGUCUUGUGAUUUAGUCGAUGAAACACACACAUGAAUAAAGUUUAAACGUUCUGUUUUGAUUAACCAGCUGAUCGAAACCCAAAGAAAAUGUUGUCUUUUUCUUCAUCAGGAACAAAUCUGACCUCUUUGAUCCUUUAACUCACCUCAUUAUGAUGAGGUGAUAAAGGAGGAUGAAUAGACGGUACUUAAAGGUGUAAUGCGUGCUGAUUAAGUUGCAGUUGGAGUUAAUUAUGUGCUCAUGAGUGUAGUAUCAGUGCUGUGUCUUGCAGCUUGUGUCAGGCUCCACUCCACCACAGCAGCUUUCUGAGCUGGCUCAACAGUUUGCAUGAAAGAAGAGUCGAUUACUUCGAGAGGACUUUCGUUGAUGCAGGUUUCAAAACUUACAUUAGAGGUUUGUGUGUUUGUUUUAAGUGUAAAGAUUUGAGCUGCGUUAGAUUUUGUUUGUCGAUCAAAAUGAAUCAAAUGUAAGAUGUAGGAAGAUCAGAAGGGUUUGAAAACAUCUGCAGCAAGACAAGACUUCUUUGUGGACUCUUAAAGGCAGUUUGGUCCUCUUAGAGUCCGUAUGUAACGGUUAUAAAACCUUUAGGCUGCAGGCGCCCCCGUGUGUUGUGACACCAAGACUUGCUUUAGAAAUCGAGGGGAUGUAACGGCAACUUUAGUCCAGCAAAGUUUGGAUCCUGUGAAGGUGUGGAGCCUGAAACUGAAGGGAGAAAACACACAUUCCUCCGUCCUUACACACACACACACAUGAACACAAACUGUACAAUGUAACAGCAGGUCAGAACUCCGUCACACACACACACACAUCUACACACACACAUACAGAUACACACAGGAUCAUGACUCGAUAAUCUCCUUCACCCUGAAACGUUGCAGGACACUUUUUACUUUUAGUUUUUAACAAACGGCUCGUUAGCAUCGUUAGCGCUCCCUGUUGAAAGCGAAUGAGAGCCGAGCUAGCUGAGGAAAAGUGAGAGUGAUGCUUUGAGGAUUGGAUUCAGUGCGGCAGGUGGAGGGUGUUCUGCCUGUCAGCAGGUGGAGGGUGUUCUGCCUGUCAGCAGGUGGAGGGUGUUCUGCCUGUCGUUAAGGUAAAGUCUGUAAUUAGUCACCACAGCAGAUCUUCUUGUUUUUCUUUGUUUUGAAGGGAUAUUUUGGGAGUAUAGCGGCCACGUUCUGCGCUAUCAGGCGUCCCUACAUGAACCAAAUGCACUGCUGAUUAUAAUUUAACCCCUCGGCUUCUGUCUCUCUUCUUCUCUUCUCUUCUCUCUCUCUCUGGAGCAUUUAUCCCGUGCCAAAAUGGAUCGGAGCGUCUCAUGUUUUUAUUAUUUUACUCGCAGCUGAAUGAACUCUGUCAGCAGGAAACUAUAUCUCCUGGUUUGAAACUAGAAAAAUCUAAACGACAACAGAAGAUGAAAUCGGCUGCAGGUGGUGUUCUGGGCUUCUGUGAGACAAAGAAAAUGAUUUAUUUAUUUUCAUAAUAGGGGAUUGAAAUUCUCUUCAUUAUUUUGCUUCAUUCAAUAAAGAGUCCUGUAUGUACUGAA
Molecule: messenger RNA, 5859 nt
Organism: Notolabrus celidotus (New Zealand spotty)
Lineage: Eukaryota; Metazoa; Chordata; Actinopteri; Labriformes; Labridae
Gene: ogdha
Product: oxoglutarate (alpha-ketoglutarate) dehydrogenase a (lipoamide)
Exons: 23
Coding region: 306-3377 (1023 amino acids)
Biological process (GO): tricarboxylic acid cycle
Cellular component (GO): oxoglutarate dehydrogenase complex; mitochondrion
Molecular function (GO): thiamine pyrophosphate binding; oxoglutarate dehydrogenase (succinyl-transferring) activity
Source: RefSeq, a predicted model, not a curated record